AUGAAACCAAACUUUUCAUGGCUGCCACCGUUGCUCUUGCUUACUUUCCCUUAUUCAUUUUCCAAUGAUUCCAGAAAACUGCCCAGUGUAUUUUUUGGAAGAUAUACGCUCGAAAAAUCUAUUAAUCUGGAUGAAUACCUCACCGCUCGAGGCUACAAGUGGCUUACACGUCGGCUUAUCCUGAUAGCAAGUGUCACAAAAGUAAUUCGAAAAGCAGCUUCAGGGUUGCCUUUACGGUACGAUAUGGAAACUCUUACUUGGAAGAAAAAUGUGCUUUACAUGGAUUUCGAGCUUGGUACUUCUUUUCUAACUGAUCACUUGGAGGAUGGCUUAUUUAAUGUAACAAUAGACACGAGUCAAAAUGGAGCGGUGAUGACAGAAAAUGUGAUACGUGUAGAAAAUCCAGACGAUCAUGAAACGUUUCAAUAUACCCGAGAAGAUGAUUAUCUUAUCAUGCGUACUACGUGGAAAGGCGUAAGUGCAACUGGUUUCUAUCGAAAAGUAUGCUCCUAUGACAUAAAUAAUCCUCCUGAAUUUUGCUAA
This is a messenger RNA of Loa loa (African eye worm), 543 nucleotides long. RefSeq lists its product as hypothetical. Bases 1 to 543 code for a protein of 180 amino acids. The record is from RefSeq and is a predicted model, not a curated record. The transcript has 4 exons. NCBI's taxonomy places the organism in Eukaryota, Metazoa, Nematoda, Chromadorea, Rhabditida, Onchocercidae.